Gekko japonicus is the source of this 5133-nucleotide messenger RNA. RefSeq names its product filamin A interacting protein 1-like (gene FILIP1L). The transcript is spliced from 6 exons. The record is from RefSeq and is a predicted model, not a curated record. Bases 189 to 3764 code for a protein of 1191 amino acids. Lineage: Eukaryota; Metazoa; Chordata; Lepidosauria; Squamata; Gekkonidae.
AGACAAUAACAAAACUGAGACAGGUACACAGCUUGCUGAAAAAAAGCAAACUGGGUGCUCAAAAGAGAAAACCUGAGUAGAAUUUCACAUUUCUUUGCUGACUUGGAUUUGGCAUUUAUGGGUGAAUGAAGAAAAAAGAAGUUACCAUACAUGAAAGAAGACUGUCUUCCUAAAUAUGGUAUUUGGAAAUGCAUUCCAGAAGUAACAGCACAGAUAAUUGUUCCAAGUCAAAACACUGUAAAAAAAUGCUCAGCAGCACCCAAGUAGAAGAUAUCCCUUGCACUGGGAGAGUAAAAAUGAAGAGGAAACAAACAGAAAAAGAUUGUACAGCUGAACCAGACCCUAUUCUAGGAAGCCCAAAAUUACAUAAGAAGCAGAGAAACUAUUCCAAAAAGGGAGAAGACCUUUCUCGAGAUGACCUUUUAUUUCUUUUGAGUGUGCUCGAAGGUGAAUUACAGGCUCAGGAUGAAGUCAUAGGAGUUCUGAAGGCUGAAAAAAUUAAUCUGGCUUUACUCGAAGCACAGUAUGGCUUUGUUACUCCAAAAAAGGUCCUCGAGGCACUUCAACGGGAUGCUAUUCAAGCCAAGGCUACACUAUGGCAGGAUGAUAUCUAUGAAAAACCCAUGGGAGAGCUUGACAAAGUGGUCGAAAAGCAUAAAGAAACACACCGAAGGAUGCUGGAGCAACUCUUAAUGGUAGAGAAAUCUCAUAGGCAAACUCUGUGUGAACUAGAAGAUGAAAAGAGGAAGCAUGCAGAAUACAUGGAGAAAAGUGAUGAAUUUACUAAUUUGCUGGAACAAGAACAAGAAAGAUUGAAAAAACUGAUUAACCAAGAAACAGCCUAUCAGGCAAAAAAAGACAAGGAAACCAGCAAGAAAGUAAACAAACUGAAGGAGGAGCUGACAAAACUCAAGUCAUUUGCUUUAACGGUAGUGGAUGAACACCAAAGACUUACAGAGCAGUUAAACCAGCAAAGCCGAAAGAUUGAAGAGCUCACUGCUGCCACAGAGCAAGCUCAUGAGAAGCUCUCUAUCACAGAAACCAAAGCCCAAGAAGAGGAACAGAAAGUUCUCAGGCUGGAAGCAGAACUUCUGACACAAACAGACAAGGCUGCCCAAGAACAAGAAGCUGUGAUGGCCAAACUAACCAAUGAAGAGAGCCAGAACCGCCAGCUCAAGUUAAAACUAACCUCUCUUAGUCGACAAAUUGAUGAACUUGAAGAGACUAAUAAAUCCCUGCGAAAGGCCGAAGAAGAACUGCAAGACCUAAGAGAAAAAAUUACUAGAGGGGAGUGUGGAAAUUCUACUCUUAUGUCCGAAGUGGAAGAGCUAAGGAAACGAGUUCUGGAAAUGGAAGGGAAAGAUGAGGAGCUCAUAAAAAUGGAAGAGCAGUGCAGGGAGCUCAAUAAGAAGCUAGAAAAAGAAGCCUCACAAGGUAAGAACUUCAAAGCAGAAGUUGAUAAACUCAACAAGAGAAUUAUGGAGCUUGAGAAACUGGAGGAUGCUUUCAGCAAGAGUAAACAGGAAUGCCACUCUUUGAAAUGCAACCUAGAAAAAGAAAAAAUGUUAACAAAGCAGCUGUCCCAAGAACUGGAUGGCUUAAAAGCUCGACUGGGAGAACUUGAGACCAUUGAAAGCAGGCUGGAAAAAACAGAGUUCACGCUUAAGGAAGAGCUGACCAAACUGAAAUCGCUGACAGUAAUGCUGGUUGAUGAAAGGAAAACAAUGAAUGAAAAAAUAAAACAAACUGAAGAAAAAUUACAGACUGCAAAUUCACAACUUCAGCUAGAGCAAAAAAAAGUCAUGUCAGUUACAGAAAAACUGAUUGAGGAAAGUAAAAAGGCAUUAAAAUCAAAGACUGAUGCUGAGGAGAAAAUGUCCAACCUCACAAAAGAAAGGGAUGAACUGAAACACAAACUAAAAGGAGAGGAAGAUAAAGGAAACGAUCUCUCCUCCAAGGUGAAUCUUCUAAGGAAAAAGCUUCAGUCCCUAGAAGCCAUUGAAAAAGAGUUCCUAAAAAAUAAACUGAAAGAGACCAGCAAACCUAACUCAGUUUUACAGCAGGAAAACAACAAAAUUAAAGAACUAGCCCAAGAAAUUGAAAGGCUUAAACACAAACUUAAUGAAAUGAAGUCUAUAGAAGAUGAUCUCAUGAAAACAGAAGAUGAAUUUGAAUCUCUAGAACGUAGAUACAUUAAUGAACAAGAAAAGGCCCGCUUUCUGUCAGAGGAACUUGAGGUUGUAAAAAGAGAACUGGCUCGGUACAAGUUAGCAGAGAAGACAGAAUCCAAUCAUGAGCAAAGACUGUUCAAAAAACUUAAAGAAGAAUCAGCCAAGUCGGGUCACCUCUCUAGGGAAGUAGACGCAUUGAAAGAAAAAAUCCAUGAGUACAUGGCUACUGAAGAUUUGAUAUGUCAUCUAAGGGAAGAUCAUACAGCCCUACAAAGGAAAUUCACUCACCAAGAAAACAAGAACAAAGAGUUAGUAAAAGAAAUGGAAAUCCUUACCAAAGAGCUAGACAGGUACAGGCAUUUCAGUAAGAGCCUCAGACCAAGUUUCAAUGGAAGGAGAAUUUCUGACUUGCAGGUUUUCUCUAAGGAAGUCCAAACAGAACCAGCAGACAAUGAACCACCUGAUUAUAAGAGUCUUGUUCCUUUAGAACGAGCUGUCAUAAAUGGGCAUUUAUAUGAAGACAGCGAUAAUGAAGAGGAUGAAAAUAAUGAUGAUGAGCAAACCAUGUCCUUCGGGUGCAAUUCAUCUGCUGCAAAUGCAGUAAACAAUAAUAAACUUUGGAUCCCCUGGAUGAAGUCCAAAGAAAACCAUAUUCAAAAUGGAAAAGUUCAUGCCAAGCAGAAUGGAAACUGCAUUCAGCCUGGAAAUCUAGUACUAAGUCACACGCCUGGCCAACCGCUUCAUAUAAAAGUUACUCCAGAUCACGGUCACAACACAGCCACCCUUGAAAUAACUAGCCCUACUGCAGAGAGCUCUCACUCUUUCACUAGUACUGCUGUGAUACCAAACUGUGGCACACCAAAGCAAAGGAUAACCAUCAUUCAAAAUGGAUCUUUAACGCCUAUAAAAUCUAAGUCAGUUGAUGGUUACUCAAGUCCAGAGCAAAUAAUGCCACCUCUUACUAUAGCUGCCUUUGCUAGAUCCCAAACUCCUGAAUCAUGUGGCUCUGUGACUCCUGAAAGGACAAUGUCCCCUUUGGCUCUGACAAGCUCCAUGAACUCCCCAGACCAGGUACUUUCACCACAACCUCUGGAAAUUGGUGACAAGCAUGCUGUCUUUAGAGUAUCUCCUGAAAGGCAGUCAUCCUGGCAGUUCCAACGAUCUAACAGUUCUGGUUCUAGUGUGAUAACUACUGAGGAUAAUAAAAUACAUAUUCAUUUAGGAAGCUCCUAUGUUCAAGCUAUUCCUAAUUCAGCAAAAACUGUUAGCCCUUGCAGUCCUGUGCAGGAUAACAGAACUCCAGCACUGACUAAUGGAACACCAAGUAAGCCUAUCAACAAAGUCACCAGUAGCAUUACUAUUACACCAACAGCUACUCCUCUCCCACGACAAUCACAAAUUACAAUCGCUGAUGUCUUCCGUCAAGCAAUUCCUACUCGAAUCCCUAAAUCAAAGGCUACAACCACAACUGUGGUACCAGUGAAGAUACCUACUGGACAACUCAAGACACCACUCCAGGACAGUAAGGAUGGGAAACUGCACGUCACAAGAUCCAUACCCAAUGCUGUCACUCAAAGUGGUGGGAAAAGAUAGGUGACUGCCCAGUGUGUCACAAAAUAUUUAACUUUUAUUGCAGAUACAAUGCAAGAAUUUCUUCCGAGACAUGUGAAACUCCAUUGAUAGGUAGAAAAUAUCACACUGGAACUAUAAAGGCGUGAUUGUGUUAUCCACCAAUCCAUAUAAUCUUGAGUUAACUCAGCUGCUCCACAUUUGUGAUCUGUACCCAGCUACAGCUCAACAGUUUAUCUCUUAGUAUGGAUUGGGAAAUAAGGUUGUAAAGGAGUUAAAAUGUUAGCUAUACAGCUUCCCUCACACAAUGAAGGGAAGAUGUCCCGACAUGUAGGGUCUACUACUAAUUAACGUGUACUCUCUAAUAGUAAGACAGAAUCCUAUAUGUACCUGUAACAGGAUUUUUUUCCUGGUGCUCUAUUUUUUUUUAAAUAAUUAUUUUAAUUUGAUGAAUCAAAUCAGAAAGAUAAUUAAAUAAAACUUUAGAUUUGACCAUGGUAGAAACAACACUGCAAAUGGGGGGAAGGUGGAAAAAAAGGAGAAGGUAACUGAUAUGGAUAUUUAUUUCGCCACCUAGUAAGUUUUGUUAUAUAUCAGCCAAGCAGAUUUGCCACUCAUCUGUGGUGAGCAGCAAUUGACAUCAACCUGCUUGCCUGCUCGUCCCCAACUCACACUGCCACAGCAACAUUCUCAAAAUCUGAACUGCCAGAUAACAUGGUGCUAUCAACAGGAGGAGAGACUCAGCAUGAUGCUGACCCAUGCUCAUGACUCCUCCCUUCUAGCCUUAAAGGGCCAGUAGAUGUUUAAAGCUAGAAACGAAGAAAGACCAGAAAAUUCUCUACUGUGUUUCUACAGAAGGUGGGUUUGGUUCCAUACAAACAAGCUCUCAGCAAAGAAAAAGGGGAGAUGUGUGAGUUUUACAAUCCCAAAACACUGCAGAGGGAACAUAGGGGGAUGCGGGGGGGGGGUCUUUGAUCCUAUCCUUCCUCAUUAAAAAGAAGUGUUCAAAUGCAGCAGUGUAACCGAGGUGGAGAUAACAUAUAUGAAGGAAAUGGGUGAUUGUCUACAAAAAUGCGUAUUUGCAGCAUGCUGUGUAUUUUAAAAGCUGAGAUGUCAUGUAUUUAAUUAUUGCCAUGUAUUUUGCGUUUCAAAAAAGGUUAACCCAACAGGUUGAUUAGAAAAUACCUUUUAAAACUUGAAAUUAUUUUAAAAUCAACUUGCGCAAAAAAAACCAGGCAACAAGCAUUUGUCCUGUAUCACGCUGACAGUAAACUAUUUUCUUACUUGUUUGUGUGAAAAUAAUAAAACACUGAACAACAUUCCUAAGGUGCUAUCCAAUACUACUUUUUAACAGUGUGGUGAAAAGCAAAUAUGAAAAAUAAAGCGCAAAAAA